Messenger RNA from Closterium sp. Naga37s-1, 2190 nucleotides. The record is from the annotation of a GenBank genome assembly. Lineage: Eukaryota; Viridiplantae; Streptophyta; Zygnematophyceae; Desmidiales; Closteriaceae.
AUGUCCGCCGCUGAAGAGGAAAAUAUCGCUGAAUCCGGCGACGAUCUCUUGGUCGACGACCUUCCCGAAGGACUACUCGAUGACCUCGCGAGCUCCCCUGACCACCCUGCUGCGAAGAAGCCCUGCAUGGACCCCGGUGCUGGCCCUGCUAGCUUCAACUCCCCCUCCACCUCCUCCGACUCGGCGCUGGCGCAGCCCGCGCCGUCUUCUGUGCUCCUCGCUGCCGCUACUGCUCCCACGUUGACUCAGCAAGGCCAUGCGCCCUCUCUGGCAGCAACAGCUGCCGCCCCCAACGUCCCGGUUCUCCGCGCUGCUGCCUACGCAACGGCCGCCUCCGGCGCUAACCCGGCUCCCGCGCUGCCCGCCUCGCUCUUUGCCUCAUCCGCGCCCGGCGGACCCCCCCGCAACCUCCGCCGUGCGCGCACCUCCGCAGCCACCCCGAUGCUCCUUCCCCUUCGCCGCCGCGUGGUAGUCACGCUCCUCCUCCCGGAGGCCGUGUUGGAGUCGCACCGCACGGAAAUCCUCGCCGGAAUCAACGCGCAGCUGUGCGGCUUCAUGUUCGAUUCGGGCAUCAUCCCCCCCUUCGAGCACACUGUCGGCGACUCCCUCCGCGUGGCCCGCCACGUGUACGGCCGCCUGCUGUUCUCUUGGCCGUCGCAGGAAGACGCGGCUGUUUUUCGCAAGAUUUUUCCUCUCAUGCUGAAAAUCUCCAACUCCCGCCCCGUCAUGUUGAAGGUCUUUGUUGAUCGGUAUGAAGCUUUUACCGCGGCAAAGGCAGCCGGCGCUCCUACCCUGUCUAUCCGAAACGUCCCCCUGGAGAUCGAUCCGGAGGAGAUCCGCGCCUUCCUCCUCGGGUCCACCGAGGAGGAUGGUUCGCAUUGGCUCGCGGAUCUGACUGACUUUCACCGCGCUUCCGACCCCUACGAGAACACCUUUUUCACUCACCUCGCAGGACUCCCGGUCGCCACCCCCGAUGACCCGAAUUUCGAACGAAUCCCGUCCGAAUUCCUGCUGGAGGAGAACAAGCCAACUAUGCUGCUCAAUUUCUCCUGCCACGUGUGCACGCUGUGCGGUAACAACCACCGCGCACCGGACCACGAGACUUUCGCUGCCCGCCGCCGAGGACGCCUCACGAACAAGAACACCAUCUCAAUCGCUCAGCUGCAGCAGGCAAACGAGCCCCCGCCCCCCACUGCCUUGCUGUCCCCCCCCCGCACGGCCGUCCGGGCCCCUGCCACCCCCACUUUCAUUCUGCCCCUACCCACUCCCCUCGUUCCCUCCCUUCUCACUCCUCUCCCUGUGCCAACUGCCCCCCCUCACCCUGUCCUCCCCCCUGUCACCCACCCCUCCCUUACAGCCCCCCACCCCCCGGCCCCCCAUGUUGUGGGGCUCCCACUCAACCCCUUUUCCCCCCCACGCCACCCCCCCCUCCCUGCUCUUUCCAACACAUGCAGGCAAGCCCCCGCCCAAGGACGCUCAGCCCCUGUCACCUCUGUACCCUCCUCUCCCCCCCCUACAGUCGGGCCUCCGCCCACCCUCACGACUCCCCCAUCUUCCCACACCCCCCACGCAAUCUCCGCAUCGCGAAAUCUCUUUCUCACCCAUGAUCCCCCACCCCCUGCCCCUACCCACGUCAACCCCACCCCCCACUACACUCCCGCCCCUUCCCCCUCGGAGGACAGUACCCCGCCCUCCCACAAGCUCGCCCCCCACCCGCACCCCCCUCCCACUAGCAGACUGGACCCUCCUACGGAACCCAUCUGCAACCGCCCCCUGCCGAUCCACCCCCCUCUGGCUCCUUCUCCCCCCCCCGCCUGGGCCCCCGAACACCCCUGCCCCUCCCCCGCACCUCCCACCCCUCUCUGCACCUCCCUCCACCCGCAGCCAACCAGACCUCAUGGCAACUCUUUGGGCAAUCAUGCCGCGCCGACCGCCUUCGGCAACGACCCCGGCCUCCUCUACAUUGGGCUGGGCGAUUGGGUCGAAUAUUGGACCUGCGCUCUCUGCGACUUCACCUGCGGCGCUGCCCUCGACAGCGCCAUGGAGCAUAUCCAGUCCGACCUGCACGUCAACCGCGUGAAGGCCUCCGCUCACCGCCCGGCUGCCAAGGAAGAAUUUGGCCCCUGGCGCGCACUCACCCUGCUGCAGCAGAAGGCCCCGGUGGCUGCCUUCCUUCGCGGUCGCCCUUAG